Messenger RNA from Guillardia theta CCMP2712, 402 nucleotides. RefSeq lists its product as hypothetical. Gene Ontology annotation, biological process: cyclic nucleotide biosynthetic process; response to oxygen levels. Gene Ontology annotation, cellular component: guanylate cyclase complex, soluble. Gene Ontology annotation, molecular function: guanylate cyclase activity. The record is from RefSeq and is a predicted model, not a curated record. The transcript has a single exon. The annotation marks the transcript as partial. NCBI's taxonomy places the organism in Eukaryota, Cryptophyceae, Pyrenomonadales, Geminigeraceae.
AUGUUCUGCGCACUGGAGCCACAGACCGAGCUCAAGUCGCUGCUGGGGCACGAGAGCUUCAAGCUGCUUGACCGAGUCUUCCAGGACUUUGACGAGGCAGUCCAGAUCUUCGGCAUGUACAAGUACCAGCAUGUCGGCGACUGGUACAUCGUCACGUGCCCCCGUGUAGCCCAGCCGUUCGACCGCGAGGUCCAGGAGUCAGAGUAUCCCUUGAGCUACUUCGAGGAGAUGUGCUUGCUGGCAGAGGAGCUGGAGACUCGUGCAAAGAAGUUCGAGAUCAACGGGAGCAGGCUGACCCUCCGGGUUGGCCUCCACUGUGGGGCUGCAGCAGGAGCUGUGGUGGGGCUGCAUCGGGCCUUCUACUGCGUGUACGGGGACACGAUCAACACCACAGCUCGCAUG